AUGUCCGCUAAGAAUAACCAAUUGAAGUACUCUCAUAACUUCACUCCGCUAAUGCCCAAGACCUCCUCUCACUCGCCGAGCUCACUCGCCGCUAACAAUGAAAACAGGAAAUCCGCGAAAAAUCCAUCGCUCAUAGUGAGAACUUCAAAACAUUGGGUACUACCACCAAGACCAAAACCUAACAAGAGGUCAAAUAACUCAAAUUCAAGAUCAAAUUCAGUCUCCUCUACAACAAGUCCCAUUACAAAUCAUCAAAUUUCAAAACCAAAGAAUAAUGCCAAUUUAAGACAUAAUAGUAGUCCUCUCAUCUCAUCAAACGUAAGACAAAGACUGAAUAUAAUAAACAGAAUUUUUUCAUCCUCAACUUCUUCAUCAAUAGGUUCACCAUCUGCAUCUGCAUCACCAGCAGCAAUUUCAUACUUAAAUUUCAAUGAUGAAAUUAACAACAAGAACAACAAGAACAACAAGAACGCAAACCCACCAAAAUCUCCCUUCACUUCACCAUUGCAUCAUAAGGUAAUAGAUUCCGCCACGGAUGCUAACUCCAUCGCAAAUAUACUGUUAUAUCAAGAUCAACAAAAUGAACCAUUAUCUCCACCAUCACCACUAUUAUUAUCACCCAUUUCAUCCACUACUAAUUCUCCUGCUAUAUUCUUGAAUUCCAAAAAUAGUAAUUCAAACGUAUCCAUGGAUAGCAUAAGAAGACAUUCCGCACCCUUAUUACAACCAUCAUCUACUAAGUCACAUCAAAGUAAAUCAAAAUUGAAUCACAUAGAUGAGGCAAAGGAAUUGGAAAUGUAUAAUUUAUACAUGGACUGGACGGAUCCUAACGCGGAUAUUGAUACCAUUUCCUUGAGUAAUGAUACGGAUGAUUUGACCGCAGUCCCCUCCAUUUCAAUGCCAUACUAUAACAAUAGAAUCUCCAUUAGUGACGAUUCCGUAUUCGAUUUGAACAACUCAAAUAAUAAUCAUAUUCAUAACGAUGCAUCAUCCAUUGACACGGGCUCCACUUUAAUCAACACUAAUACCUACAAGGAACAACAACAAUUCCAACAGAAGCAACAGAUGGAAAUGCUGGAUAGUUAUUAUUGUGACCUCCCACCAUCUUUGGAUGAACUAAUAGAUGAACAAGAGGAAACGAAAAAUAACGCUCAAUUGUUUAAAGCCUUUAAUGAUAACAACGACAACAAUAACUGUAACGAUAAUGUUAACGAUAAUGAUCUUGACUUUUUUACGACGACUCCUGCUGAAACAGCAGAGACAGACAUUUAUUAA
Molecule: messenger RNA, 1275 nt
Organism: Naumovozyma castellii
Lineage: Eukaryota; Fungi; Ascomycota; Saccharomycetes; Saccharomycetales; Saccharomycetaceae
Gene: HAP4
Product: transcription factor HAP4
Exons: 1
Coding region: 1-1275 (424 amino acids)
Source: RefSeq, a predicted model, not a curated record